AUGGCACCAAGCUCAGUUGUGCUCACAAUUGAGAAGCCCAAUCACUACUCUCUGGUAGAAAUCAAUGCCAAAGAUUCAUCAGAGCUGCAGGAAAAGGAAAAAGCUGCAAGCCCCAAGCAGUUUACAUGGGUUCUUCUUCUUAAAGCUCACAGAGCUCUUACCUGCAUUUCAUGGCUGGCCUCAGGUUUUCGGGCUAGAUUCGGCGCGAUGAAGAAGCGCAUUGCCUUAUCCGAAGUGAGGGAGGAAGAACUUGAGAACAGAGGAAACAAAGGAGGCAGAGGAAUGCUGUUUAGAUUUAUAGGAGUUUUACUUCUUGUUUCAAUCGUUGCUUUGGUGUUGGAAGUCAUUGCCCAUUUCAAGAAAUGGGAUUUCAAUCUGAUCCAGCCGUUGGAGGCUGAGGUUGAGGGCAUUGUGCAGUGGUCCUACAUGGCUUGGCUGGCUUUCAGAGCUGAUUAUAUUGCCCCUUUGGUUAUAAUGCUGUCAGAGUUCUGCGUUCUGCUUUUCAUGAUCCAAUCUCUGGACCGACUGAUUCUAUGCCUGGGGUGUUUCUGGAUUAAGUACAAGAAGCUAAAGCCCAUGAUGGAAGUUGAAGCUUGUGACACUGAGGAUCCUUCUGGUUUCCCAAUGGUCCUUGUUCAGAUUCCCAUGUGCAAUGAGAAAGAGGUAUAUGCACAAUCUAUCUCUGCUGCCUGUCAGCUGGAUUGGCCGAGAGAUCGGCUUUUAAUUCAAGUCCUGGAUGAUUCAGAUGAUAAGAAUGUGCAGCUUCUCAUAAAAAAUGAAGUCUCUUCAUGGAGUCAGAAGGGAGUGAACAUAAUCUACAGGCAUAGAUUUAUCAGAACUGGGUACAAAGCCGGCAAUCUCAAAUCAGCAAUGUCCUGUGACUACGUUAAAGACUACGAAUUUGCUGCAAUAUUUGAUGCAGACUUCCAGCCAAAUCAUGACUUUCUCAAAGGAACAAUUCCUUACUUUAAGAACAAUCCCGAAUUGGGUCUAGUACAGGCUCGCUGGGCAUUUGUGAACAAGGAUGAGAAUCUGCUUACUAGGCUCCAAAACAUCAAUCUAUGCUUCCACUUUGAGGUGGAACAGCAAGUCAAUGGUGUUUUCCUCAAUUUCUUCGGGUUCAAUGGUACUGCUGGUGUUUGGAGAAUUACGGCUUUAGAGGAGUCCGGUGGCUGGCUCGAGAGAACAACAGUAGAGGAUAUGGACAUUGCAGUUAGAGCCCACUUGAAUGGGUGGAAAUUCAUCUUCCUUAAUGAUGUCAAAGUGCUCUGUGAAUUACCAGAGUGUUAUGAAGCUUACAAGAAACAGCAGCAUCGAUGGCAUUCUGGUCCAAUGCAGCUCUUUCGAUUAUGCCUCCCUGCAAUCAUAACAUCCAAGAUAUCGAUGUGGAAGAAGGCCAACUUGAUAUUUCUCUUCUUUCUUCUUAGGAAACUGAUACUUCCCUUCUACUCAUUCACACUGUUUUGCAUAAUUCUUCCAUUGACUAUGUUUGUACCAGAGGCUGAACUGCCUAUUUGGGUAAUUUGUUAUGUCCCCAUACUCAUGUCGCUUCUGAAUAUUCUGCCAGCUCCAAAAUCUUUUCCUUUCUUGAUUCCUUAUCUUCUUUUUGAGAACACCAUGUCUGUAACGAAAUUCAAUGCGAUGAUUUCGGGACUAUUUCAGUUGGGAAGUGCUUAUGAAUGGGUAGUGACAAAGAAGACAGGCAGAUCAUCUGAGUCUGAUCUGCUAACCAUUGCUGAGAAGGAACCAAAAUCUUCAAAUCAAGAGAAGAUCCAUAGGAGGUUUUCUGAAUCUGAUGUAGAUAAAUUCAGAAAAGUGAAGGAACAUGAAGUCUCUCUUCUAAAGAAGAGAAAUAGGGUCUACAGGAAAGAACUUGCACUUGCAUUCCUUCUGCUCACUGCAUCUGCUAGAAGCUUAUUGUCAGCACAUGGGGUUCACUUCUACUUCUUGUUGUUCCAAGGGUUGUCAUUUCUUGUUGUGGGCUUGGACUUGAUUGGUGAGCAGAUGAGCUAA
Malania oleifera is the source of this 2013-nucleotide messenger RNA. RefSeq names its product xyloglucan glycosyltransferase 4. The record is from RefSeq and is a predicted model, not a curated record. Gene Ontology annotation, molecular function: glycosyltransferase activity. Gene Ontology annotation, cellular component: Golgi apparatus. The transcript is spliced from 4 exons. NCBI's taxonomy places the organism in Eukaryota, Viridiplantae, Streptophyta, Magnoliopsida, Santalales, Ximeniaceae. The coding region runs from base 1 to 2013 and encodes 670 amino acids.